Molecule: messenger RNA, 1146 nt
Organism: Didymella exigua CBS 183.55
Lineage: Eukaryota; Fungi; Ascomycota; Dothideomycetes; Pleosporales; Didymellaceae
Exons: 2
Coding region: 71-730 (219 amino acids)
Biological process (GO): DNA damage response
Cellular component (GO): nucleus
Molecular function (GO): metalloendopeptidase activity; polyubiquitin modification-dependent protein binding; single-stranded DNA binding
Source: RefSeq, a predicted model, not a curated record
GGCUUGAUGUUCCGGAACGAUCAGCGUUAGCUCACCCUGAAACGCGCCUCUUUCUUCGCAGAAUGUUCCAAUGCCCAUCACGGACGAGAAUGCCGCGCUGAAUGCAAUCGCAGCUCUAGACGCCCUGACGACAGAGCAACUGGACGCACUGCAUGCGAUCAACGCCAUCAUCAACAUUGGGGAGCCGUUUGUUGAUAUUUGCGAGCUGUUCGGGUACUACGAUAAGCUGUAUUUCAGGAACCCCCUGGUGCCACGAGUCGAGGCGAUCUGGUCGCCACGACUGACUCUAUGUGCUGGUAUCUGUGAUCUUUCAAAAUAUCCCUCGACCGACAAGUUCACGCGCGUUCGCCUGAAGCUGAGCACGCCUUCGUUGCAGUAUCGUCCGCGUUCUGACACGACCAACACACUCCUGCAUAAGGCCAUACACGCUUAUUUCUUUAUCACGAUAUCGUGUAAACACUCGAGGAAUGACGAUAGGACCGGUCAUGUUGCAGGCUCCCAGCCACUCGCUGACACCAUUAACAACCACGGCAACUACGAGGUUACCAUCUAUCAUUCGUUCCACGAUGAGGUGGACAGCUACCGAACGCACGUUUCGCUGUGCGACGGACCGUGCAAGACGCAGCCACUUUUCUUUGGCCAAGUAAAGCGUAGCAUGAACCCAGCGCCUGGUAAAACAGACGCCUGGUGGGCAAGACACGAAUCUGAAUGUGGAGGAACGUACACGUAGAUUGGUGAGCCUGAGCUUACGAAGAAGCAGCUCCAGAACCUGAGCGGUAAGGAGAGAGCUGGACGUCAGAAGAACAAGCUUGACAGUUGGAUUACAAAAUCAAGGAAGAAUGGCGGUGCCGACAUGAUCGAUACUCCGGGUAAAGAGGGUGAAACCUCCUCCAGUACAACAAUCAAGGACGCUGUAGUCAGCUCUAGCGCAGGUGAGAAACGGCCGCUCAAUAUAGAGGGCGACGACGACGCUAUAAUUGUCGAGAAGAAAGCUCUUGUUGAGUGUCCAAUCUGCACAAUGCACGUCGCGGAUACGGAGAUCAACGAUCACCUUGAUGCGCUGCAUCCUUGAGGCUUGAAGUAGGCUGGCGGAUGGGUAGGGUAUGCUUUUUUACGUUUUGGCUUAUAGCUUCUUAACUAGCAGAG